GGACAGAUGCUGCAAUAAGUCUGCAACGCCACCACAUUAGCAUACAAGUUGCUUAGACUAUAUUAUCACUGCGGUUUGUAUGCUUUAGGAUAACUUUGAUUUACAUGUAUGUGUAGUUCGAUAUUGUGAUCUGUUUUCAUAACACGUGUGCUUGACUUGGACACGCAUGGAAGAAGCCGGUGUCACUGUGAUCUUGUAAUAAAGCAGUAUGCUUUCCCUCAAAGAGAAAGAUCGACCCAUUGUAAGAAAGCUGUUUGACGCUGGCUGCUGUGCGAGAUGUGUUCUCCGGUUCUGUUGUGUAGGAACCUACUCAUCUUACAGACAACCCUACGAGGAUAUACACAGAGAGCUUUUCGCCUUCAUCGGCGAGGAAAACAGCAAGUCCCAUGAUGCAUCUGAUCAGGGUCAGUCCGAGGACCCACCGAGCAAACGCAUGAAAAUAGAAGACAACGGCAGCCUGGAAGAUUCUGUCACGCCAGCAGAGCCAAAGACAGUUUCGGAUAUUUGUCCAGUGUGUCUCGGAGUACUGCAGCACUUCUGUGAUCACACUUAUGCCAAACAGGUGUCCGAUGCUGUGAAGAAAGAGCAGUAUGAGUUUGACCGUCUGGUGCUGACUGUCUCUCUUCCUGCUCAGCUCUCCGUCCGAGAGCACUCUUGCUGGUUACACAUCAAACGGGAAGUCAGGGAGAAGAGCAUGUGUUUGGGGAAAGAUGAUGUCAUCCAGGUGAAGGAUGCCUUCAAGUGGGCCGUACAGGGAAAGAUCGGCCAGGAUCUGGGCGCUAAUGUACUGGCCAAUAGUGCGUUUGAAGUGAGUGUCGGGUUUACACACCCAGAAACAGAUGAAGACUGUCAUUUUCUGGCGACCAUUUGUCCAGACUGUUUCAAACCCACCAAAAACAAAUUGGAGCCAUUCAAGCUUGAAGUACCACCUUGUUUUCAGCAGGGGGCAUCUAUCUUCACCAGGAUGGCGGUGGUGAAAGCUCUAGAAAAGAUCUCUGAUGAGAAGUUUAGCAGACAUUACCCCUGUCCACCGAAGAAACCAGAAACUACAUGUACAGCACUGGACACCACAUGUCUCCACAAUUCUGUCUUUAUAGCAGGUCGGUAUAAUAAGUUUUCUCGGGAGCUUCCACAGACACCGUGGGUGAUAGAUGGAGAGAGACGGAUGGAGGGAUCCGUGGAGGAGCUGAUCGCUGCUCCUCUCCUCUUCUCGUUCAGAGCUGACGGUUUUAACUUCUCAUCAUCAGGACGAGAGGAUGUGGACGUGAGGACUCUUGGAAAUGGUCGGCCUUUCACUAUGGAGUUGUUGAACCCGCACCGAGCUAAAUUUAACACAACCGAGAUCAGACAACUGCAGGAGACGAUCAACCAGUCAUCUGACAAAAUUAGAGUACGAGACCUACAGAUUGUCACAAGGGAAGCAACAAGUCGCAUGAAAGAGGGCGAAGAGGAGAAGACGAAAUCCUACAGUGCCCUCAUCUGGACACACAAAGUCAUCUCCAGCACUGAUCUGGAGUUUCUGGGAAACAUCAAGGACUUGAAGAUUGCUCAGAAGACCCCGUUGAGAGUUCUUCAUCGCCGGCCGCUGGCGGUCCGACAGAGACUCAUACACUCUAUGAGUGUUUCUUACCUGGACACACACCAUUUCACCUUAAAGCUCUGCACACAAGCUGGGACUUACAUAAAAGAGUUUGUGCACGGGGACUUUGGCCGCACUAAACCAAACCUCUGUGACCUCAUGAAAACUGAUGCUGAUAUUCUAGAGCUGGACGUCGAGUCAGUAGAUAUCGACUGGCCUCCUGCGAUUCCAGAUUGACUUUCCAUCUUGAACCGAGAAUUACGGAGGAAUUCUGGGGAAUUAAAUUUAACACACAAAAAAAGCCACACAAUCCAAAAAAAUAAAUAAAAAUAUACCCAUUCCAGUUUGAGAAUAGCUCUGAGUUUGUCAGAAUUAUAUAUUGUGCUUUUGUUAGUUUGACAGUUAUAUUUGUAAUGGCAUUUGUUGCAUUAUAAAACCAAUCCUAAUGCAUUGUAUUUUGUUAAUAAAACAGCCCGAUUUUGUUUUA
Myxocyprinus asiaticus (Chinese sucker) is the source of this 2066-nucleotide messenger RNA. It is a transcript of the gene pus10, whose product is annotated as pseudouridine synthase 10. The transcript has 19 exons. Gene Ontology annotation, biological process: tRNA pseudouridine synthesis. The record is from RefSeq and is a predicted model, not a curated record. Gene Ontology annotation, molecular function: RNA binding; pseudouridine synthase activity. Bases 209 to 1816 code for a protein of 535 amino acids. NCBI's taxonomy places the organism in Eukaryota, Metazoa, Chordata, Actinopteri, Cypriniformes, Catostomidae.